Molecule: messenger RNA, 613 nt
Organism: Plectropomus leopardus (leopard coralgrouper)
Lineage: Eukaryota; Metazoa; Chordata; Actinopteri; Perciformes; Serranidae
Source: RefSeq, a predicted model, not a curated record
CACCGACACACAGACCGACAGACAGGUGAUGAAGAUGGUGUCCUCCUCGCGCCUCCGCUGCCUCCUCCUGCUCCUCCUCUCCCUCACCGCCUCCAUCAGCUGCUCCUCCGCCGCACAGAGAGACUCCAAACUCCGCCUGCUGCUGCACCGGACCCCGCUGCUGGGCUCCAAACAGGACAUGUCCCGGGCCUCGCUGGCGGAGCUGCUCCUGGCGGACCUCCUGCAGGUGGAGAACGAGGCUCUGGAGGAGAACUUCCCUCUGGCCGAAGGAGAGCCUGAAGACGUCCACGUGGACCUGGAACGAGCCGCCGGCGGCGGCAGCGGGCCGCUGCUCGCCCCCCGAGAGAGGAAAGCAGGCUGCAAGAACUUCUUUUGGAAGACCUUCACUUCCUGCUGAGAGCCUCGUCUUCAUCGUCAUCUUCAUCGUCACCUUCAUCAUCAUCACCGUCCCCUCCAUCCUCAUCGGCACUCUUCCUCCAGACGCUGUACAGAAACUGUGUGGGUCCGACAGCCGCUCCUUAGUUUGGAUGAAUUGUUUAGAUUUUUCUGAGCUGAUUCUUUCUGAAUGUGAACUUGAUGAAACUAUUUUUAAUUGUGGGUUUGAAUAAAGUUU